This is a messenger RNA of Stegastes partitus (bicolor damselfish), 1701 nucleotides long. It is a transcript of the gene mrm3a, whose product is annotated as mitochondrial rRNA methyltransferase 3a. Gene Ontology annotation, molecular function: RNA methyltransferase activity; RNA binding. Lineage: Eukaryota; Metazoa; Chordata; Actinopteri; Pomacentridae. Gene Ontology annotation, biological process: RNA processing. Bases 8 to 1393 code for a protein of 461 amino acids. The transcript has 4 exons. The record is from RefSeq and is a predicted model, not a curated record.
GGCCAAAAUGGCAGCGUACAUGAGAGGCGUGAUGUGCCUUCUUUCCAUAGAGAGGAGUGCUUUGCUAACACAGAGGAGCGGGAUUAUUGUGGAAACAAAACGGUACGUUCGCGGACUGAGGAGGAAACCUGUCAAAGUGUUGUUUCCUGAAAACGAGAAGGGUAAAGUCCUGAGGCCGCCGCCGCAGUCCGAGGAUGCAGAGCCGAGUGUCCAGAGGAGGAAGGAGGCAAAAGUCACAUCCACAAGAGAACAUCCAGGAGAAACUGAUUUUGUCAAAACAAGGAGUAAUGUGCUGUCAGAUGUUACGCAUGCACACGUUGGUGUUACAAAGGAUCAAGUUGACGGACUGCGCUUUGAGAGGGCUUUCCCUGGAGAUAAAAGACUGGCGAAGUUGGUGAGUGUUGCUCGUUCCAGGAGGUUUCGAGAGCAUCAGGGUAAAAUCCUGCUGGAGGGCAGGCGUUUGAUUUGUGACGCCCUGGAUGCUGGAGCCAAGCCACAGACUGUGUUCUUCAGCACAGUGGAUCGGCUUAGAGAGCUGCCCUUAGACAAGCUGAGAAGGGCCACGCUAGUCAAAGUCAAGUUUGAGAACAUCAAGACCUGGUCUGACCUUGUGGCCCCACAAGGGGUGAUCGCAAUAUUUUCUCUCCCGGAUCCAUCACGGUUGAACUUUGCAAAUAACGAUCAUUCGGUGCCGUUGUCCUUGAUAUGUGACAACAUCCGAGAUCCUGGCAAUCUUGGCACAAUACUGCGAUGUGCUGCUGCCGCUGGUUGCCAUAAUGUCCUCCUCACCAAAGGUUGUGUGGAUGUUUGGGAGCCCAAAGUUCUGCGUGCAGCAAUGGGUGCUCAUUUCCGCCUUCCCAUCUACCCCAACCUGGCCUGGGAUGAUGUCGAAAGCCGUCUCCCGAAACCUGUGACUGUCCAUGUGGCUGACAGUAGCUUCAAUUCUGACAGAAGUAGAGAAACUGAAGCUAUUGUGUCUCACAAACCGUCCAAAGCAGGAGACUACGACUGGGUCAGCACCAGGCCUAAUCGCAAAAACACGCGCUACGAGGAGUACGAUUAUGACUCGGAUUCUGAUUCUGAUUCUGAGUCUGAGGAUGAGAGAUCUUCUCUCCCCAGAGUGGACACCCAGCUGUACCAUGACAGCUGGGCUCAAAGCCCCACUGCUCUUGUGAUUGGUGGAGAGACACACGGUCUGAGUGUGGAAGCCGUCCAGUUAGCUGAGAAAACUGAUGGUCACAGGCUCUUUAUUCCAGUCGUUCCUGAUGUGGACAGUUUGAAUUCAGCCAUGGCAGCCAGCAUUCUGCUGUUUGAAGGCAGGAAACAACUGUUAAAACUACUGCAAACAUCUGGAAAGAAAAGGCAGUCUAAAGCUGAGAGACACUCCUCAUGAUACUUCUUUACAUGUCAGCCUGAUCAGAAUAACUGCAUGUCCCACAUUGUGUUCCGCUAAUAAUAAAACCUCUGAAUUUAGGUCAAGAUUUGCUCAGUGUAUGUAUGAAGUAUGUGAAUUUAUACACUGUCUGUAAACGCUCAAACUAAACAUUGAUUUGCUUAUUCUGUUGAUUGUUGAAACAGGUCACUAGAAUACUCCAGAGCCUUAAAUAGGCAUUCUUAUUCCUUGUUUUAUCCAAUCUUCAUCAAUAGUUUUUCAGUGUACUACUAUAGAUGACAAAUAAAAUCACAUUUGAGAAGCUGAAA